GUCAACUAAUUGGUCAUUAUGACUUUUUAAUGAAUUGCUUUGAUUCAAUGCCGGGUCUGCAUCUGCAAGAACGCCCUGAGUAGCCAAGGUAAUCGACCUUUGGACAUUUUCGUAACUGUGGUGCCAGACGUCAUCUUCUCUCAAGGCUGUUUGUGCUCCUCCCUCCUCUACGUUUGGUGCUAAUUGAAGGGAGAGGGGGAGUGUAUAACGUAUUUCUCUGUCAACUCAACGUUUAGCUGCGCCACUGUUUCUGUCACGACCAGUCGACAGAUCCACCCACCCGCGACGUUUUUGUGAAGCGCGCGUGUGAGGAGUAAGAUAAAGCUUAUUGUGAAAUAUUUCGUGGCAGGCCUAGGCUAUAGGAUUUUAUUGCGUUUCUUUAGUAAUGUGGUUACUACGAAAAUUGUAGGCGUAUCUAGGAAUCAGUCCAAAACACACAAAAGGAGCGGAACAAGGAUAUCCACUCCCUCUCAGACUUGCUGGGAAAGCAGGUUAUUUGAGGACCAAACGACACACCAUGGAAGAUAGCCCUCAGCGGGCUGUGCAAGGCCUGGGCUCCUUCCCGUGGUACGUGGGGGGGACUCAGGUUCUGGGCCUGGCCUGUGUGGUGAUCACGGGCGUGUGGAUGGGCAGCUAUCACGGAGGCUACGCCUGGGAUGGUUCGGGACAGGAGUUCAAUGUACAUCCCCUCUGCAUGGUCCUGGGCCUGGUCUUUCUCUAUGGAGAUGCGAUCCUGGUGUACAGAGUAUUUAGGAAUGAAAGCAAACGCAACGUCAAGAUUCUCCAUGCUGUGCUCCACCUUCUCGCCCUCAUUAUCAGCAUAGUGGGUAUCGUGGCUGUGUUUGACUUCCAUAAUCAUAACAAGAUCCCCAACAUGUACUCCCUCCACAGCUGGUGUGGCAUGCUCACCUUUGUUCUCUUCUGUGUACAGUGGCUGAUGGGGCUUGGUUUCUUCCUCUUCCCUGGGACGUUAAUGGCGCUGCGGAGCUGGUACCUGCCACUACAUGUCUUCUUUGGCCUGGCCAUGCUCGCCAUGUCCCUAGCCACCUGCCUACUGGGGAUUUCAGAGAAAUUGUUCUUCAGUAUCCAGCACACAUAUUCACAGUUUGUCCCAGAGGGGAUCCUUGGUAACAUGCUGGGACUGCUGCUAGUAGCAUUUGGGAUUCUGGUAGGCUACGUGGUGACACGGGAGGACUUCAGGAGACCCCCACACCCAGAGGAGGAGGCCUUAUCUGUGCACUUUAAGACCCUGACUGAGGGGGGAGGGAGCCCCACCUCGCCUUAAACCAGAAAACACUCUGGUCUGAAAAGCUACUGUGUGCUCAGGCUUUUAUUUAAAACAAUCUGGUGUAUGAGAGCUGGGCUGGAACAAAAGCCUGCACACCCAGUAUCUCUCCAGGUCCAGCUGGAGAUCUGGCUGAUAUGCUGUCUUUAUUUCAUGUCACAUCGAGCUGUUCUACACCCACUUGUGGUGAAAUGGAGGUAAGACAGGACGGAUUUGACUAAUGUAUUUAAUUACUGCCACAUUAGCCAUCACAAAAGUGCCAUAUUAGGUCUCUAAAAACAAAAUAGCCUUUGCUAAGUGUUCAGUGAGGACAAAGCCAUGUGUCCAAGCCAAUUAGUUGUGCCUUCAUCUAGGGCAGUAGGGUUAUACUUUGUAAUAUCAGAAGUUACUCCUUGUUUAACAAACUCAGUCAUGACUUUCAAGCUUGUGAUAAAUUUAGAAGUCGCAGUUCAUUCAGGGAUAUGUUCAUUGUGACAAAAUUAAUAUUGAAUUAAUCUGUUGGCAGUGUUGAAUUUAUGAUAAAGGAUGCACAAAGUUGUGACUGAACGAUGCCUGGAUUUUUGGGGUUGAAUUCUAAAUUACCCCUAGGCACUCUUCAAGCAGUUUCUUAUCCAUUCCUUAUGUUUGGCUGGGUUGAAUUUUCACCAUUGAUUCAGGGUUUCCCCGGGCCACCCCAGACGUUUUCAUAUUUUAGUUUUAACCCUAAAGCACACCUGACUCAAUCAGUCAAAGGCUUGAUGGUUACUUGACUAAUUGAAUCUGGCGUGCCAGUUAAAAUAAAUGUAAAACUUCUGGGGGGGGGGCCCUAGGAGAGGGUUGGGAAACCUGCUACCACCUAUCCAAUAGUUACAGGGGCCAGUUUUUCUGAUCAGAUUAAAUCUUAGCAUUGGGUAAUUUUCUGUUUUGAAAUACCCAAAGGUAGUGAUUAGGAUAUUCCGUAGCAUUAAGUCUGUAGAGCAUUGCGCUUGCAGGAUAGUGGGUUUGAUUCCCGGGACCACCAUAUGUAAAAAAAAAUAUUUAAAAAAAUUAUGUAUGCACGCAUAACUAAGUCGCUUUGGAUAAAAAGUGUUUGCUAAAUGGCAAAUUUUCACAUCACACUUGGUGGAUUUAGAAAGGCACUACAACCAAGACGUUUCAAUUUAACUAAGGUGGGGAGGUUUAAACGUUCUUACAUUAAAUCGACUGCAGUAUAGGUAUGUGGUCAGUUAUAUUGAGGAGUGUCAAAUAAAUGCAUGUUCUUUUGUGAUAUACAGACAUUUAUCUUAGUUCCUUUAAUGUGUUUCACUAUGACAGUGUAGGCCUACUCAAAGCACUGAAAAUCCAGAUUCUGUGAUCUUAAUAUUGUAAGAUCUGAUCCUUAAAAAAAAAGAACUAAAUUGAUCUGAUCUUGAUUUGCAAAAUAUGGGGUUACAGAAUCAUUUAUCUGGGCUAAGGGGUAAAUUUGGUGUUCAGUAAAGAUCUUUAUGCUUCUGUGGUGUAAAAUGCUCAGUGCUAGUGUAAUAGAAGGGUGUUAUAGUAUGUGUGCCAAACUGGAUUUAAUUGUACAAUAAGCUGCUUAUCUGUAUCCAUGUUUGCUGCAUAUGAUUGACUGUUACACCAAAACCAUUGUAUUUAAGAGAAGAUGUAUGACUAUUGUAACUUGCUUUGUUCAAAGCAUCUACUUGUCCUCAUAUUUAAUCAAUAAUGUAACUAAGAUUACUUUAGAUUCAAUAUCGCUACCUCUCUUCACUUGUGGAAACUUGUUCUAUACAAUAGGCACUGCUGACUUAUUAAAACCUAUAUUGCCUUCCUAUCACUUAUUAAAGAUGCAUGACUCAA
This is a messenger RNA of Salmo salar (Atlantic salmon), 3103 nucleotides long. RefSeq names its product cytochrome b561 (gene cyb561). Gene Ontology annotation, molecular function: oxidoreductase activity. Gene Ontology annotation, cellular component: lysosomal membrane. The record is from RefSeq and is a predicted model, not a curated record. Lineage: Eukaryota; Metazoa; Chordata; Actinopteri; Salmoniformes; Salmonidae.